Messenger RNA from Nematocida minor, 837 nucleotides. RefSeq lists its product as uncharacterized. Bases 1 to 837 code for a protein of 278 amino acids. Lineage: Eukaryota; Fungi; Microsporidia. The record is from RefSeq and is a predicted model, not a curated record. The transcript has a single exon.
AUGGAAACAAAUCAAACAGAGUCAGUUGCAAGUAAAGUCCUGGAAAACUCUAGAAAUAUACUUUUUGGCAUAGCUAACGAAUCAACAAAAACAAAAAUACUAUUAAUAACAUUUGGCGCUCUAGCAGUGAUUAUUUUUAUAAUGAUUAUAAUGUAUGGAAGAAUAAAAUGGCAGUCCAGUCAUAUAGAUUUUCUAACAAAUAAUAUAAUUGAAAAACAUAUAAAAAAUAAUGACGAUUUAAUACGAGAUAUACAAAAUCUUAAAAAUGAAAAAGAUAGAGAAAUAAGAGUGUAUAAAGAUAACAUAGAGAGAUUGGAAAAAGAAAAUAUAAGGCUUAGAGAUGAAAAAGAUGGAGAAAUAACAAUAUAUAAAAUUACCAUAGAUAGAUUGAAAAAAGAACUAGAGUUUGAAAAACAAAAUCAGAAUAAAACAACAGGGUUUCAAAAUCAAGGCCAAAGUAACAUACUGGAGUUUGAAAAUAAAAGACUCAAAGAAGAUAAAUCAGAGCUUCUUAAGAGAUAUAAAGAAGUCUGUUCAAAUUAUACAAAUUUGCUAACUGAGAAACAAGAACUAAAAAGAGCUUUAAAACUCAUGAAGGAAGAUUAUAACGAGCUACAACACAAACAUUUUAAUAAUGAAGACUACUCUUCUAAAGUGCACGGAAGUUUGACAGAACAUAUAGAAGAUCUGAAGAAAAUGCAUAAAGAAGAAAUGGGAAUACUUGAACAACAGAAUAUGAAACUUGAAAAGAAAGUUAAAGACUUGGAGUAUAAGCUAUCCGAAGAAGCAAAGGAAGAGAAAGAAGAUGUUGAAAUUGCCGAGGAAGCAGAACAAUAA